This is a messenger RNA of Kogia breviceps (pygmy sperm whale), 4930 nucleotides long. NCBI's taxonomy places the organism in Eukaryota, Metazoa, Chordata, Mammalia, Artiodactyla, Physeteridae. The record is from RefSeq and is a predicted model, not a curated record.
CUUCCUGCCACCGCCGCCUCUGGAGGAGCCGGUCCACCGCGGGUCACCAUGCCCAGCAAAACCAAGUACAACCUUGUGGACGAUGGGCACGACCUGCGGAUCCCUUUGCACAACGAGGACGCCUUCCAGCACGGCAUCUGCUUCGAGGCCAAGUAUGUCGGAAGCCUGGACGUGCCGAGGCCCAACAGCAGAGUGGAGAUUGUGGCUGCCAUGCGUCGGAUCCGGUAUGAGUUUAAAGCCAAAAACAUCAAGAAGAAGAAGGUGAGCAUUAUGGUUUCAGUGGAUGGAGUGAAAGUGAUUCUGAAGAAGAAGAAAAAGAAAAAGGAGUGGACGUGGGAUGAGAGCAAGAUGCUGGUGAUGCAGGACCCUAUCUACAGGAUCUUCUACGUCUCUCACGAUUCCCAAGACUUGAAGAUCUUCAGCUAUAUUGCUCGAGAUGGUGCCAGCAAUAUAUUCAGGUGUAACGUCUUUAAAUCCAAGAAGAAGAGCCAAGCUAUGCGAAUAGUCCGGACGGUGGGGCAGGCCUUCGAGGUCUGCCACAAGCUGAGCCUACAGCACACGCAGCAGAAUGCCGACGGCCAGGAAGACGGGGAGAGUGAGAGGAACAGCAACAGCUCGGGGGACCCAGGCCGCCAGCUCACUGGAGCCGAGAGGGCCUCCACGGCCACCGCAGAGGAGACGGACAUCGACGCGGUUGAGGCCCCGCUCCCAGGGAAUGAUGCCCUGGAAUUCAGCCGAGGUGUGACUGACCUCGACGCGGUAGGGAAGGAAGGAGGCUCCCACACAGACUCCAAGGUCUCACCCCACCCUCAGGAGCCCAUGCUGACAGCCUCGCCCAGGAUGCUCCUUCCGUCUUCUUCCUCGAAGCCCCCGGGCUUGGGCGCAGGCACGCCGCUGUCCACCCAGCACCAGAUGCAGCUCCUCCAGCAGCUCCUCCAGCAGCAGCAGCAACAGACACAAGUGGCUGUGGCCCAGGUUCACUUGCUGAAGGACCAGCUGGCUGCUGAGGCUGCUGCGCGGCUGGAGGCCCAGGCUCGCGUGCACCAGCUCCUGCUGCAGAACAAGGACAUGCUUCAGCACAUCUCUCUGCUGGUGAAGCAGGUGCAGGAGCUGGAGCUGAAGCUGUCGGGACAGAACGCCAUGGGCUCCCAGGAUAGCUUGCUGGAGAUCACCUUCCGCUCUGGAGCUCUUCCCGUGCUCUGUGACCCCACGACCCCGAAGCCAGAGGACCUGCAUUCGCCGCCCCUGGGCGCGGGCUUGGCCGACUUCGCCCACCCAGUGGGCAGCCCCUUAGGUAGGCGCGACUGCUUGGUGAAGCUGGAGUGCUUCCGCUUUCUCCCGCCCGAGGACACCCCGCCCCCUGCUCAGAGUGAGCCGCUCCUGGGCAGCCUGGAGCUCAUCAAGUUCCGAGAGUCGGGCAUCGCCUCGGAGUACGAAUCCAACACGGACGAGAGCGAGGAACGUGACUCGUGGUCCCAGGAGGAGCUGCCCCGCCUGCGGAACGUCCUGCAGAGGCAGGAGCUGGGCGACAGCCUGGACGAUGAGAUCGCCGUCAUGUUUGAGAACUUGAACACAGCCCUCACUCCAAAGCUCCAGUCAAGCCGCUCCUUCCCCCACUUGUCCAGGCCUGCGGCCCCCAGCUCUGCCACCCUGGGGUCUGUGGAGCCCGGAGGGCCUGGACUCUGGGUGGGCAGCAGCCAGCACCUCAAGAACCUGGGCAAAGCCAUGGGGGCCAAAGUUAACGACUUCCUGCGGAGAAAAGAGCCCUCGAGCCUGGGCAGCAUGGGCACGAUGGAGGUCAACAAGACUGCAGGGGCCCAGCUGGCCGGCGGGGCUGACGUGGAUGACGGAAGGUCAGCCCUGCAAGAAGCAUUCCCUCGGCUGGAUCCCCCGCCUCCUACCAUCAGGAAGCGAACCCCUCGGGCCCUGAAGACCACCCAGGACAUGCUGAUUUCAUCGCAGCCAGUCCUAAGCAGUCUAGAGUAUGGGACAGAGCUGUCACCUGGGCAGCCCCAGGACUCCCCUCCCACUGCUCAGCCCAGCCCAGCAGAUGCUUCACAGCCAGAGGCCAUCAUGGAAAUGGUGGACAGGGGCGAGGCUGUGCCCAAUGGAGAGGUUUCCCUGUCGGUACCUGACCUAAUCCACAAGGACAACCAGGACGAACCGAAGCUAAAGGCGACUGAGUGCCGAAGGGCCUCCUCCCCUGGCCUCAUCGAGAGAAAUGGCCUCAAACUCAGCCUGAGCCCCAUCAGCCUGGCCGAGUCUCUGGAGGACAGCAGCCCGCCUCCUCGGGCACGGACCUCCAGCCUUGACAUUGAGGGCCCUCACCCAGACCUGCUGUCCUUUGAGUAGAGCUUCUUCUGGCCCUGCUGAGCACCCCUUCCCCUCUGCUUGCUCCUCCACCGUGCACCCUGGCCCUUGCCCCAGCUCCACCCUGCUGUUUGUUCUGCUUGCACAAGGCUCAGCGGAGCCAAUUCUUCCACACGGGCUGCUGCAGGGCCAAAAGUCCAUGCGCACUCCUAGUUCAAGAGUCCGUCCGUGGAAUGGUAGAAGAACUCGGGUGCCAUCCCAGCUCCUCGGCAUGCUGGCUGCAGCCCGUGGAUACUAGGGCGCCUCUGCCCCGAGUUGCCCUGGCUUCCCACUGACCUGCUGCCAGGCCAGCAGCGCAGGAUGAAGGGUAUUCUCUCUGCCUGGCUCCCACAUGCUGCCUGCUCUUCUUCCUCCCAUGCCCUCCUGGUUCCUUUCUUCUCCCCCCUGGGGGCCAGAGGCCUCCUGCCUCCGGGGGAAUCAGGCUGGAUGAGGGAUGAUGGGUUUGGCUCGAUGAUGGGCCCAGGCCCAGAAAGCCGCACGCCCUGAGCACAGCCCAGCCACAGCUCCUCCUGCGCCCAAGACAGCACAGGCCUCGGGUUGUUACCUCGCCUCUGCCCGUGUAGGUGCAAGCCGGGGGCAAUGCUUACCGGACCUGAGACCUCGGGCAGGCUUGUCGACACCCCGGGUUCACAGGGUGUGUCUCAUCUAGCCUGAGGCAGGGCACGGAGCCAGCCACCGAGAGCACCUGCCCAGCAUGGGAGUGUGGAGAGGCACUGGGCAAGAUGAUGCAGCCAGCUACGCUUGGGCCCCCUGCACAGAAGAAGAGACCCGGGCUUCCCUUGCUGUGCGUGAGGACAGGGCUAGGCAGUCCCUGGCAGAAGCAGCAGAGCAAGUUCUGAUCUUGUUUGGCGGGGAGGGCCCGGGAACCUGGCAUCCAGGGAGCUGGUCCCGAGAGAACCCAGAGCAAGCAGUGGGGAAGGCAGUGAAAACGGGAUGGGGAAGGAGUAGUCGUAAGGGCUUAGAGCAGCUUUUCGGGGUUUCCACAGCGUGAUGUGAUGUAGUUCUAGGGUCUAGGCGUGGUAAGUACAAGAAGCAAGGUGUGGAGUGUGAGAGGUUGGAAUGUGGUAGGAACCGUGGAGCAGGCCGCGCUGAAGUAGGAGGCGCUCCGCUCUUGUAGAGAAGGUGCUGUCUACCUGCCUGCCUCUGGGGUCUCUGUGAAGGCCUGACAGUUCACACAGCCCCACUGGUUCUGCCCUCCUGGGUUAACCCACGUCUGUGUUCCUGUCUCCCAUCAGGGGUCCUGUCAUGCUGUUUUCCUGUGGCCAGGAGACCCUGUCGGGGGGCGAUCCCAACCCUGGGGGCCUUUGCAGCAAGAAGAGAACAUGGCUUUUUUUGAGCAAGGUGGCUGGGUCCCCGGGACAAGGCUGGGAGUGGCACAUCUGGCCAGAGUGGGCUGUUCAGUUCUCCUGUGACUCCUGCCGCCUCCCCUUUUCUAUUCUUUGUUCGGCUUCCCACUCUGGGUGCCCCAGAGCUCACUGCCCACUUCAUCUCAUCACCCAGUUCCUGCUCCCCUCCCUACCACCUCUGCCUUAUAAAAUGUCCAAGCUAACUCCGGCAGACCAGGGAGCCUCGGGGGACCACCAGGACGCAGGUGCCCUUCCCGCCUCCUUGCUUCUGCAGCCGGGGGCCUUGCCGCAGCUCUCCCGCCGCCUUUUCUCCUACCCUGUGUUCUCAGAGUGAAGCUUUGUCUCAUCUUCCUCAGGAGGGUCCAGGCACGCCAGGCACCUUGCAGGCCGUGGUGAAGUGAGGAAGGCUGUUACUGAACUGAGUCGAUCGUGACUGACUCCAGGAAUGUCACAGAGAUGUUGCUAUCUGACCCUGAUGCUCAGAAGUUCUCGGGACUAGCAUUUGGGGGCCUGUGAGUUUUCCCAGAAUGGCUUGGGGUUCUGCACAAAACACAGAGCUGGGGGGCAGAGAACUAAACCCACGUGCUGGCAGCUAGCCCACUCUCAUCUGCGCUUCCAUCCCAGAAGCUCGGUUUGCUUCUCUGACGGGAAACCUAACCAGGUUCCUGCACCCUGGGGCUGCUCCUCUCCCAGAGACCAGGGUGGCUCUGGCCAGGUGAUAUUGUAGCCAUAGGUGCAGAGGUGGCAGGCCUGGGCUGGCUUAAGCAAGCUGCUCUCCGCUCCACCCCCAGCCGCUGCUGAGGUCCUGGCCCUCCGACCCAGGGUUAGCCCAGGGAUCCUAUCAGGCUGUCCCGGGACCAUGGCCAGGGUGAUCCUAGUGUUCCUCCCAUUCGUGUCUAGUACCAAAUAAGGGGCUGUGGGACCCUGCUCCAAUGUCUGGGUGGCCUCUCCGCGAUCUCCAUCUCAGCCAUCCUUCUACAGGAGGGGUGAUGCUGCUACCGGGGUGGGGGAGCUCUCUGAGGCUAAAAUCAGGUCCUAGAUGUGACAGAGAGUGCCUGGUGCUAGGGCUAAGUGUUGCCCAGAGGCCAGUGGGAACAGCGACUUCUGUCCUGCUGAGGGCCCCGGCUCAGACCAGCUCGCUAGGCAAAGCCCCACUUGACUUCCCGUGUCCAUCUCAACAUCCUGACCUGCCCAUGACUGUAGCAUGGCAGUCA